AUGUCGUACGCUCCACCUUACGGCGAUCCUUAUGCUCGCCCUCCCCCAGACCGUCCACCAUACGACCCUUACGGGCGCCCACCUUCUGAUCCUUAUGCGCGCCCUCCCCAAGAUGGAUAUCCAGCAUACGACCGAGGCCCAUACAGUGCACCCCCGCCUGUAGCCCGUCCCCCUCCGGGUCCCCCACCUCCCCUGCCACAGGGCUGGGUCCAGGAAUGGGAGCCCAGCACCCGUCGCGCAUUCUACGUAGAACAAGCCACUGGUCGGUCCCAGUGGGAGACGCCUCCGCCUUACCAGCAGCCUGCCUACUCUGGGUACAAUGAUGGCUCUCGCAGCGUUCCUCCUCCCGAGCCCCAGGGUGGCUAUUAUGCGCCUCCCCCGGGCCCUCCACCUGCACCUGUGCCUUACGAUGACCGUAGCCCUGGCUACUAUCAGCGCGAAGAGCCUGAGAAGAAGAGCAGCAACGCUGGGAAAUAUCUCGCAGCGGGUGCUGCUGGUUUGGCUGUCGGUGGUAUUGGCGGUGCUUUGCUUGAACAUGAGUUUGGCGGCGACUCGGAUAAAUCAGAUCUCGAAGAAGCUUACGAGCAGGGCCGUGAAGACCAACAAGAGGCUUAUGAGGCCUAUGACAGUGAUUGA
Molecule: messenger RNA, 636 nt
Organism: Penicillium egyptiacum
Lineage: Eukaryota; Fungi; Ascomycota; Eurotiomycetes; Eurotiales; Aspergillaceae
Source: the annotation of a GenBank genome assembly